Messenger RNA from Trichoderma breve, 1602 nucleotides. Its product is annotated as sugar transporter domain-containing protein. The record is from RefSeq and is a predicted model, not a curated record. Bases 1 to 1602 code for a protein of 533 amino acids. Gene Ontology annotation, cellular component: membrane. Gene Ontology annotation, biological process: transmembrane transport; carbohydrate transport. Lineage: Eukaryota; Fungi; Ascomycota; Sordariomycetes; Hypocreales; Hypocreaceae. The transcript has 2 exons. Gene Ontology annotation, molecular function: carbohydrate:proton symporter activity.
AUGGCAAACGACGAUGAAAAGGUUGACGUAGUCGCCUUGGAGCACCAAAACUCAGUUGGUGGCAAAGAUGUCAUCCUGGCGAGGCAAGCAGCCGAGGCCGAGCAUAAUCUCAGUCUCUUGCAAGCCAUCCGUAAAUAUCCCAAGGCAGUCUUGUGGUCGGUUCUCUUGUCGACCUCCAUCAUCAUGGAAGGCUACGAUAUUGUUCUCAUCUCCUCAUUCUUCGCACAGCCAUCCUUUCGAAAACGAUACGGCGACUUCGACGCUGGAUCCAACAGCUAUCAGAUCUCUGCGUCGUGGCAAAACGGCCUUAGCAACGCGGUGAGCGUUGGUACUAUUAUUGGUGCCUUUGCCAACGGAUACUUUACGCAUAAAUUUGGCUAUCGGAAAGUCCUCUUGGCGUCUCUCCUUCUCGUUGUCGGCUUUGUGUUUAUUCCCUUCUUUGCUCCUAAUCUUGGGGUUCUGUUGGUUGGUGAGCUGCUUUGCGGUAUUCCGUGGGGAGUUUUCGCAACCAUGGCCCCUGCGUAUGCCUCAGAAGUCUGCCCAAUGGCCCUCCGUGGAUACUUGACCGUCUACGUUAACCUCUGCUGGGCGUUUGGUCAACUUAUUUCGGCCGGAGUCCAGUCUGGGUUCGAGAAUAAUACGACGCAAUGGUCCUACAGAAUCCCCUUUGCGAUUCAAUGGGCCUGGCCCGUCCCUCUGUUUUUUAUUCUCUGGUUUGCCCCAGAAUCACCAUGGUUCUACGUCCGUCAAGGCCUGCUGAGUGAUGCGGAAAAGACCAUUAUUCGCCUCGGUGCAGAUAGAGAUAUGGCUAAGCAGACUUUGGCUAUGAUGAUCCAUACAAAUGAGCUGGAGGAGUCCAUCGACAAGGGAACAUCGUAUUUGGAUUGCUUCUGCGGCAUCGAUCGCUAUCGUACGGAGAUUGCCUGCAUGGCUUUUGCUGCUCAGCCGUUUUGCGGAUCAGCCAUGGGAGGAACUCCGACUUACUUCUUUGUCCAGGCUGGAUUGCCGACUUCGAUCUCGUUCAAGAUGUCGGUCAGCGGGCUGGGUCUCGCAUCUGUGGGAACAAUCAUCUCCUGGUUCUUGAUGCACCGUCUUGGAAGACGUACCAUGUACCUCUGGGGCUUGGGUACUCUGACCACGAUUUUGCUUGUUGUCGGAUUCAUCAGUGUUGGAGCUGCCAAUUCAGCCGGAGGUAAUUACGCCCAAGCUACUAUGAUCCUGUUGUGGCUAUUAGUUUAUUACAUGACUGUCGGCCCCAUCUGCUACGCGAUUAUAGGCGAAGUAUCGUCAACUCGGCUUCGAAACAAGAGCGUUUGCCUGAGCCGAAUUGUUUAUUAUAUCGCCCAAAUUAUCUGCAACGUCGUCAAUCCGUAUAUGCUUAACCCUACCGCAGGGGACUGGCGCGGAAAAACUGCCUUCUUCUGGGGAUUCUGGGCUUUCGUCUUUUUCGUUUGGACUUGGUUCAGGCUCCCCGAAACAAAAGACAAGACUUUUGAAGAGUUGGAUAUUCUCUUUGCUCGUGGCAUCAAGGCUAGAGAAUUUGCGAGUUACAAGGUAGAUGCCUAUGUUGAGGGAGAAGAAAGCCUGUCCAAGAAUGCAUAG